AAUAAAGUCGUAUUUUUCAAACUUCGACUUCAAACGGAAGUUUGUGUUAGAUUUAAACCCAAUUUUUUCGUAGUGUUUGGCUGACUUAGCAAGUGGAUUUACUGAAUUUAAAAAUUACCAAUUACAAUACACUUUUGCAGAAUAAGAUCAAAUAUCUAAUUAAUGUUUUGGAUUUGGCAAAUUUUGAAGUUGGUGGUCGCAGGAGUUGUUCUUUUUAUUGACGCUGUGUUUUUAAUUUUGUAAAUUAAUAUAGUGUCAAUCAGACUGAGAGCAAAAUGUGCGAAACGAAUUUGAAAGUACACAUAACUUUAAUAGUUUUGUGUAUAACAUUGAGAGGAUUAUAUGCCAUAGAUGACUCGGUUCUUUUCUCCGUAACUCGAGCCCCUCGUUACUUCGGCAUCCUGCAAGACCACCGCGGCCAGCCGCUUUCAGUUGAAGUGUCUGAAGAGUACAUGGACCAGGAUUACAUAGCUACCAACAGGAAAAGGCACAAAAUUGACUGGAAUAAAAACCCUCUGGACAUGGAUGACUUUGACGACGACGACACAGAGGAGAUCUUUGACGAGAAAGACAAGGAUGUCAAAGUCCCAAACAAGUUCAAUUUACAAGCUGGUCCUGUGUAGAUGCAACUAUUAAGUUUGAAGAUUAAUUAGAUAUUUCAUAGGGGCUUUUUGUUAACUGAAUUAGAUAAUAAACUGAUAUUUAAAGAA
This is a messenger RNA of Plodia interpunctella (Indianmeal moth), 710 nucleotides long. RefSeq lists its product as uncharacterized. Lineage: Eukaryota; Metazoa; Arthropoda; Insecta; Lepidoptera; Pyralidae. The coding region runs from base 276 to 623 and encodes 115 amino acids. The record is from RefSeq and is a predicted model, not a curated record. The transcript is spliced from 4 exons.